UUCCCCUAACUACGUUCUCUCUCCAUCUCCUUCUCUCUGUGUUUCUCUCACAUUCUAUCUCCCUUUCUUCUCUCUUGUUGAGGUUAGGGUUUUUCGAUCUCCUUCUGCGAUUCCUGGAUUCUACGUCGACGUUCAGCGGAUCAAGAUUAUCUGCUUUGUGUUUGGCUAGGAUAACUUACCCAAGCUAUAUUGCAAAUUUGCUUUGGAGUGAACAUAGUGGUGUUGGUUUUGGACCAUUUGAUGUGUGACGACUCGUGUCUUUUCCAUCAUUGUUUGAGUAAAAGGAAAGGUGCUGUUACUCAGGGAGAUUGUGCUUGGUUAGUUCAGUCUGGACAAGCUAAAUUUUAGUUUUACUUUGGAAAUUACUGUCAUUCAAAAUUAAUCCUGGGAAGGAAGUGUACACACCAUCAGAGGAGGAUUCCUUGUAUCCAUGCUGGCAGAGAGCAUGCGUGGAAUUUGUGCUUCAGGUAAUGCCCCUGUCGAGAUCUGCUGCCGAUGCAUUCGGUGUGGUGACAAUUUGCCUAGUUGCUCUCUUGAUUCUUCUUGGUUUACUUUGCAUUGCUUACUCAUUUUACUUCCGCUCUCGUGUUCGUAGUCAAGACUUUACUCAACUCACUUAUUUUAGCGGUCCUUGGAUUAUCCGAAUCACAUUCAUUUUGUUUGUAAUCUGGUGGGGUUUUGGUGAGAUUACACGGUUAAGUUUCUUGAGGCGUGACGGGAGGGUGUUGAAUGCCCUAGACUUGAAAUGGCAGGAAACUGUUUGCAAAGGCUACAUUGUCUCAAAUAUGGGUUUUGCAGAACCUUGUUUAUUCCUUACCCUAGUGUUUCUCCUUCGUGCACCCCUACAGAGGAUGGAAACAGGAAUUCUAAGUCGAAAAUGGAACGGGAGAACUGUAGGAUAUGUUCUCCUUUAUUGCCUUCCCAUUUUUGCUCUUCAGCUCUUCAUUAUUCUAAUUGGACCAAAAUUGCGUAAUAAUAAAGGCUCCUUACAAAAAUUGCCCCAUUAUUUUACAAGCACAGCUAGUCCUAUGUCAGAAAAUGCUGAUGCUGCCCUCUGCACUUACCCUUUACUAAAUACCAUCCUCCUAGGGCUUUUUGCCACCAUACUAACUGUCUAUCUGUUUUGGCUUGGAAGGCGGAUUUUGAAAUUGGUCAUCAAUAAGGGUUUACAGAAGAGAGUCUACACAUUAAUAUUCUCUGUUUCUAGCUUUCUCCCAUUAAGGGUUCUUCUACUUGGGCUAUCUGUUUUAUCUAAACCAGAGGAUUUUCUGUUUGAAGCUCUUGCUUUUGCAGCUUUUCUUGCCCUUUUAUCUUGUGCUGGGGUUUGUAUUUUCAUGAUUGUGUACUUCCCAAUUGCGGAUUCUUUGGCCCUGGGGAAUCUUCAGGACUUGGAGGCUAGGAGAAGAAUCAUUGACGAGCACAAUGACAUCAUUUCUCUCAUUGCUAACCAAAGUCAUCUUGAAGAAAGCAGUUGUUUAAGCCCUGGGAGAAACUCUGAUGCCUCAACCAAGCGUGGAUCAAUUUCCUUUCGAACUUAUGAAAGGGAUGGGACUUCAACGGGGCCAUUUGUGGAACUAAGCCUCUUCUCUCCUAGUCAAGAUGCAACCCCACCAGGAUCACCUCCACUUCUUGGUUGGCCUAUGCGUCCACCAAGGCAAGCACAGGGGUACUAAAUGCGGGCAAGGAACUGAGUACUCAUGGUGAAUAUCAAUUUUGUGGUAAAGAAAAACUGAUUGUAAAGGGUUAGUUUCAAUAAGAAUUUUUAUUCUUGGUUUGUUUUCUAAUUUUAGAUAUGUCGUGGUGGUUUUGGUUAAUGAAUUUCAUGAACCUUUUCUGUUUUUCUUCCUCCUGUAACAUUUUGUUCCCAAUUUUUCUCUUGCAUUUUUUGUUUUAAUGAAAGCAUAUACAUUAUGAUUA
Hevea brasiliensis (rubber tree) is the source of this 1917-nucleotide messenger RNA. RefSeq lists its product as uncharacterized. The coding region runs from base 471 to 1673 and encodes 400 amino acids. The transcript has 2 exons. NCBI's taxonomy places the organism in Eukaryota, Viridiplantae, Streptophyta, Magnoliopsida, Malpighiales, Euphorbiaceae. The record is from RefSeq and is a predicted model, not a curated record.